Messenger RNA from Verruconis gallopava, 4573 nucleotides. RefSeq lists its product as uncharacterized. The transcript is spliced from 5 exons. The record is from RefSeq and is a predicted model, not a curated record. Bases 355 to 3723 code for a protein of 1122 amino acids. Gene Ontology annotation, molecular function: telomerase RNA binding; protein binding; telomeric repeat DNA binding. Lineage: Eukaryota; Fungi; Ascomycota; Dothideomycetes; Venturiales; Sympoventuriaceae. Gene Ontology annotation, cellular component: telomerase holoenzyme complex. Gene Ontology annotation, biological process: nuclear-transcribed mRNA catabolic process, nonsense-mediated decay.
AUCCUCGCUCGACCUUGGGCAGCCAAUUUAAAAGAUCCACAGAGAAAGGACAUCGCUUUCAUCCUAUCCGCAUCUCGCAUGACGAAGGCGGGAACGAAAAUCGCUCUUGAACGGCUCAAAUCUGUACUGCCGGUUUUUUUUGGUGGACAGCGAAACAGUUAACGACAAGCUUUUAUAAUCGGCCAACUCAUUUUUUGGCGCAUCAUUCAUCGAAGAAAAUUAUUUGCCCUGCAAGCUGAACAUUGUCGCCAAUGUUUUGACUUAGGCAACGAACUCACUUUGGCUUCCAUAUUUUGCGCGACUUAUUAACCCCACUUAUCUUGAAGCCGCCAUCAACAAUCCACUCUCGUUGUCAUGUGUAAAAUGUCUUUACAAGGACAAUACGUACGUCGUUUCCAGACGUCAGCAAGAUCAGAAGAGCUAUACGUAUGCGUUUUCUGCCAGGAAUCGUUUCCGAUCACUGAACAAUCAACUUUUAAAACACAUGUUGAAAACAUGCAUUCAAAUGAAGUGGAGAGGUGCAGGCAAGACCCAAACUUUGAUCUAGAGUCAUGGCACGAGGCAGUUAGGAGCCGCUCAAGGACCGUCAGGUUGUUUUCGUCGGAACAAGAACAAGACGAGUCGAGCAACGUGACCGAGAUGUUGCAAGAUGCCGCUCCUCGGUCCUCAAAAUCGGAAUCCAGACCAGAUGCAAAGAGGAAACCAACAACUCAUAGAAAGCUUGCUCCAAGAAGCGAUCAGCGUGGACAGCCUGGGGAUCCCGGAGGAGGCUCAAGUCACAAACGACCAAGAUCGUCCGAAGACCAGCACGUUCGAACAACUCAGUCAAAAUCUAGUCAACGUCGAGCUAUUCCGCCAAAUGAUUCCAGCCAAGAAGUCCAAAGCCGCUCUAUUGCAUUCCAAGGCAAUUGGGGGACGGAUGGGCAACCUACCCGCACACUGUUUAAUCCGGUAGACGCGUCAGUCAUAGCUACUGCAGGCCAGGUCACACUGCCUUCUCGUUCGGCCGAAUCGAAGCCUUCUGAUAAGAGGCAAAAGUCGCCCUCCUCCACAGCCGCAGCGGCCUCUAAGCCAACUUCGAGCAAUCUAGAACGAGGAGUACUGCCCGUGCCUAAUGUUCUUAAUGCACAGGCUCCGCCAAAAGAGCGUGGCAUUUCCAUGCCUGUCGAUCCUCGUUGGCCAGAUAUGCUUCUUCAACCUGAUUCUCGACCGAUAUCACAGGAGCAGUUGGCUGCGGAGGUAAAGUCGAUCUAUGCAGGGCUCACGAUGGUCGAGAGCAAAUGCAUUCAUGUGGAUAAAGCGCAGGCUCAGGCUAUGAGAGAUAACGGGACUCGAAUAAGUGAUGACCACUGGCAAGCGUUGAUCGCACUUCAUCGCACGCUUUUGCACGAGCAUCAUGAUUUCUUCCUAGCUUCUCAACAUCCCUCUGCGUCACCCGCAUUGAGGAGGUUGGCUAGUAAGUAUAGUAUGGCUGCUCGAAUGUGGAAACAUGGUAUCCAUUCUUUCCUCGAGCUGUUGCGAUAUCGCCUACCUGACUCAUUCGAGUUUAUGGUCAGUUUCAUUUACACAGCUUAUCAAAUGAUGAGUUUGCUGUAUGAGACUGUGCCAGCAUUCAAGAACACAUGGAUCGAGUGCUUGGGCGAUCUUGGGCGCUAUCGUAUGGCAAUCGAGGACGAGGACUUCAGGGACCGUGAGAAUUGGGCCAAUGUGUCUCGUUUCUGGUAUUCGAAGGCUGCUGAUCGAUCGCCGGAAGUUGGACGUCUCUACCACCAUCUCGCAAUCCUAGCACGCCCCAACGCACUUCAGCAGUUGUCACUCUACGCCCGCUCUCUGAUCUCCGUGCAGAUUUUUAAAAGUGCUCGAGAGUCGAUCUUGACGCUAUUCAAUCCUAUCCUUGCACGAUCGGACACGAUCUCCAAUCAGAUCUCUUCGCUCGACAUGAACUAUGUAAAAGCACACGCGAUUCUCUUUACUAGAGAGCACCUAAAUGACUUUGAAGAAUGCCACAAUCAUGUUGUUGAGCUUUUAGAUCAGCAUAUUGGACAUGUAACGGCCAAAUGGAGAGAACAAGGAGCAUGGGUCAUAAUUGCACUUCUUGGGGCUCUUUUCGACUACGGCAAUGACUCUCCUUUGCGGCGCAGCUUCGAUAUAGGAUUUCACAAACUCGAACAACAAGCUCGUACCACUUCUGAAGCGAGCGACUCUGCUACUAUUCUCGAUUCACAACAGAUUCCUGCAACUGAUGGAGACAUUGCGAUGGACGACUUGAAGGUCCCAGACAUUACUGAUGAGGAGACACAAGUCGCAUUUAAAAAUGCACUUGUUCUCUACAAUUCCAUUGCCACAAUCGUGAUGCGACGUCAAGGUGACAAGAACGUUCUCCCGUUCAUACAUAUCAUGCUUGCCUUCCUGCUCUCACUAGCGAAGAUACGUUCACUCGACGCGCGUAUCGAAUCCGCAUACGUGGUAAAGGCUAUACUUAGUAGCAUACCUUGUCAAGAAUUAUGCGCGUUUCUUAACACACUUAACCGCACUGAUAAUGCGGAGGCUCGAUACGAAGUUGACACAUUUAUACGCCCAGAGAAAGAGAAUUCAGUUCCUCUUCCGGAAGAUUAUUUGAUACGCGGACAAGUCUGGAGCCAGGAUUAUUUCCCUGCUGAUUUGUUCAGGAGUGGAGCGUCCGACGAUGAGGAGAAGAAUAUUGAGCACGCCUCAACAAUGAGAAUACGAACGGAACGCGUUCUCAAUCUUGCAUACCGACUAUCACUUCAGAAAAACUUGAAUAUAUCAUACGACUCAAGAACGAGGAAAUUUUCGUGUGUAUCGAUUGCCCCAGUCCAUGAAGAUGCAUCUUUAUCGACCCUCGGAAGACAUUUGCAAUCCACCCCCGAGGACCUUCUCAUGCCUGGGAGCCAGUUUCACAUGGAGGAUACGAGUUCUGAUUCCGAGGAGGACUCCCCAGAAAACAAAUACCUCAAGCAACAACUUACGGAACAACUUGGCAAGCUAGCGCUAGCAGAAAGAGCUUCGCCCGCUUUUGAAAUGCCAGAAGAAGCCGAUGACAUCCUCAAGUGUUCCGUAACAUACAUAGUGUUCGAUGAGGCAUGUGUUCUUAGGAACCAAGACGUCUUUAAAAUGCUUGUCCAGCGAAAAUGGAAGAUCAUUGUUCCAAACAAAGUAAUCCAUGAGUUGUCGACCAUGUCGGCGACCACUUCGCCUGAAGCAAAGACUGCACUUGAGGCACUCGAACAAGUCCGCAUUGCCUACGCGAGCACAGAACUGAAGAUUUUGGACGUCAAAGGUACUGAUAUUACCAAACAAUAUUUGAGUUCCGAAAAGCAAUGGGACGGGUCCAACAAUGAGAGGAUGAGCGACACGGAUGACUCACAGGAGGAAUUGUUUGGAGUUACUAAACGUGCUACAGAACUUUCUCUUGAGGCCAAUGAGAUCCCUGCUCGAGCUGAGAACAGCAAAACCCGUCCAGCAGUCCUUGUGACCGAUAAUAAGAGAACUCGAGUUCGCGCCGCGAGAAACAAGCUAGCCGCUCUGGCCCCAAACGUAUUGAAGGCUUUCCUUGAAACAAAAACCAUGAAACGAAGUCCUUUAGCCAAAGACUCUCAAAUGGCCACACCGGAGCCAACAUGCGCAUCGCCGCGAUCUGGAGAUGGACCACACCCCCCCGCUGAGUCCUUGACAAGCGACAUCAUGGAAACAGAGCAAUGACAUAGGAAAAACAAAAUUAUCCGUCCGCCCCAAGGUUCCCUUUCAAUAUAUAAUGGGGAAUACCAAUCUAGCGGUCUUCCCAGAACCUUAUGACCGCCUUUGGUUCUCUCCAGCUGUCCAGGAACAAUACAAAUAAGAAUGCAUUCAUAGCUGAAGCUUCCCCCAGCGGAGUGAUUUAUUUGGAAUUCUUCUUGGUGCCUGGUUGAGAUCAAUUCAUCCCUUUAAACUCCAGUUGACUGAGACAGAAUUCGACCUGCUCAUGUGAUUACUGUCGUGGCGUAGGGUUAUGAUAGCCAAAAGACUCGGACCUGGGAGUCUUGUGGUGUUAGGCCGUCAAGAAACCAGUUUGGAAAAUCCUUCGAAGUGUGGAAACACAUGGUCGCUAACAAGGAUCUGCCAGGCGAGGAAUGUCCAAUACUAUUGCAACGUAUCUCUUGGAGGGCUAAAUAUCAGUCACAGAAUUGAGGGAACUUUGCAGUGGAUGGACCAGUCUGGCCGGUAGCAAUAUGGAGUGAGGGUGCCACAUUCCCUUCCGUUUCGACGAUAAAGACUGCGAAAAUCUCUGCAUUCUAACACCGUCAGGAUCUGGGACGCCACCAAAGGCCAGUACCUUAAGACUCUCGGGGAGCACAGCUGGGAAUGGUAUCAACUCGGUGACGUCGAGCAACAAGCGACGCGUCACGACCGCGUCAGCUGAUAAAACUGCUGGGAUAUGUGGCGCAUAUAUCUGUUACAUAUGAAGCCGAUCCAUCUCUUUGGUAAAAGCACAAUGCUCUUCUUUCAUUUGGUAAAUGCGCAUUGACAACUCAGAAAUAAUUUAUUGCAAAAGAAUUUGAAAACGGGAUUAAUU